AAAAAAAAAGUCGAUAAACGAUAAUGAUACAAUUACGAUCUUAUCCAAGAUUUUUUAAAUCUUUGAAAAUAUUACAAUUGUUAUUGAGUUUUGUAAUUUUCAUAAUAGAAAUGAUACAGAUUGAAAUAUAUUGUGCAUAUAUUUCAGAAAAUAAUCUUCCUAUUCCAAAAUCAUCGUUUUUUUUAAAACAGGAUUUUUAUAACGGUGAAGUUAAAAUUUGGUAUUACAUUGUAAUAAUAGUCACAUUAAUUGGAAUUGGUUAUUAUUUGUCAAGAUUUCAUAAAUAUUGGGGAAUGGGUCCAAAUAUAAUUAUAGACUUGUAAGCAUAUUUAUUUUAAACAUACAGUAUCUUAAUGUAGAGACAAUAUUGACGAACUUUAAAAAUUAUUAUUAACAGGAUUUUCUUUUUAUUAUGGUUCGUAGCCCAUUAUUUUAGGUCUUGCGA
This is a messenger RNA of Rhizophagus irregularis DAOM 181602=DAOM 197198, 445 nucleotides long. Lineage: Eukaryota; Fungi; Glomeromycota; Glomeromycetes; Glomerales; Glomeraceae. The record is from RefSeq and is a predicted model, not a curated record.